UCCAAAGUUCUCUACAACACAGUAUUUAAAAGAAACUGCGCUCAAAGGACAUUUCAACAUAUUUGUCUUUGCCUGGCCAGUUUCAAAACUGACAAAACAAAGAGCCACAAUGAAAUAUUUGGCGCUGGCUUUGCUGCUCUGUGUCUUGACGUCAUUGUCAAACAGCCAAUGCUAUGUCAAACAAAGGACACCUGACACAGAAACUCAAACCCAUUGUCAGGAUGAUGUGGAUUUGACUUGGCAUCCUAAAGGGACCAAAUGGAGGAACAGCGCAUGUCAGGAUUGUACUUGUGAUAGUUGCUGCGCUGGGUAUGCAACUCCAACAAAAUUCCCUAAAGACUGUGUGUCUGUGUUUGAUCAGGAGGCAUGUCAGUAUGUUGUCCACAAGAAAGAUGACCCAUCUGUGCUGUGUCCCAUCUUUGGUGCAGUAGGAAAAUAAUGCAAUUAUUGAUCAGGAUGAUUUUAAGGCCCUAACAGGGUCAAGUUUUUACGAAAUAUACAUCAGUUAAUAACAGUAUUUACCACAAUGAACAUCCUUUACCCUGAUUAUGUAAAGGACUUUAGCAUGCUUAUAGAAAAAAGAAAAAGAAACAAAGAUGUACAAAUUUGAGCUCAAUAGGGUGUACUCCUUAUGUGUUUGCACAAAUAAAAAGUGUUUGAACAUCUGAA
Fundulus heteroclitus (mummichog) is the source of this 669-nucleotide messenger RNA. RefSeq names its product beta-microseminoprotein. The record is from RefSeq and is a predicted model, not a curated record. Lineage: Eukaryota; Metazoa; Chordata; Actinopteri; Cyprinodontiformes; Fundulidae. The transcript is spliced from 4 exons. Bases 110 to 439 code for a protein of 109 amino acids.